AUGGAAUUAUAUCAAUUAUUAAGACAACCAUAUUAUGAAGCUAUCAAAGAAGAAUUAGAGAUUACGAGAGACAAUAUUAAAAAUUUAGAUUACAGUAGAAUUGAUACCAAUAAACUAAGAAAAGCAAUUGGAUUAGUCCAAGUAUUACAUUCGUCUUUUCCUGAAUUACAAAAAUAUGUUAACUUACCAAUUUUAAGUUCAACACCAUUUGAAUUUGGGCUAAUGGUAAAACAAUAUUUUACCCAAAAAAUUGAACCGUUUCCACGUCAGUAUUUAAUACAACGACUGCAACCAAUUUUUGAUGUAUUUGAAAUAGUAGACAUUGGAAUCCAAAUAGAACGUAUUAUUGAUGACAAUGUUUCUUUUGUUAUUGUCUUACCUAAUGGAGGAGAAAAGACAACAACACUGUAUGAUAAAGAUUAUAUUUUACAUGAUUUUUAUAUAUUUUCAAUGAGCUAUUUAAAUUGUUAUCAAAACGAAUAUUUUAAACGAUUAGAUUAUGGGAAACAUAGCCUUCAUACUUCUCAUAAUAAUAUACUUGUUUUAUUUCGUGGUAAAGAGAAUAGCAUUGAUGAAUUGGCUGAUAUGAUUAAAUCUGAAAGUGAAAAUUACUCUUCAUUUCAUUAUAACUCACAUGAAAUAAUUAAACUUUUCUUCCCAAAUAAAUUAUAUUAUCCUUGUAAAGGAAGAAAUUGUAAACAUACUCAAUGCUAUGACAUAGAAACAAUGAUUAGUCAUGUCAUUCAAUAUGAAACUUGUCCUUGUGGAAAAAGAUGUUCAUUUAAUGAAAUUGUUAUUGACUCUCAUUUUAUAGAAAUUAUGAAAAUGGCUAAGGAAGAUGAUUGGUGUGUAGAAGUGAACAAUGACAAAAUAGUUCAAUUUUAUAGCUAUGAUGACGGAAAAGAUUUGAAUGUAGCUAUUGAAAUUGAUUAA
Molecule: messenger RNA, 933 nt
Organism: Entamoeba dispar SAW760
Lineage: Eukaryota; Evosea; Mastigamoebida; Endamoebidae
Exons: 1
Coding region: 1-933 (310 amino acids)
Source: RefSeq, a predicted model, not a curated record